AUGGUGAGUCGGCGUCACAAUUCCACGCAUGUGAUUUUACCAAAACGGAUGGCCACUCUUGUGCCACGCAAUCGUUUGAUGAGCGAGGACGAAUGGCGCGCUUUGGGCGUACAACAAAGUGUCGGAUGGGUGCACUACAUGAUCCAUCGUCCAGAGCCCCACAUACUUCUCUUCCGUCGUCCGUUGAAGUGUAAUCAGCAAAAAGACAAUGCGAAUGAUGGUCCCUAA
Molecule: messenger RNA, 228 nt
Organism: Gongylonema pulchrum
Lineage: Eukaryota; Metazoa; Nematoda; Chromadorea; Rhabditida; Gongylonematidae
Source: the annotation of a GenBank genome assembly